CUCUAGUCUCAUAAGCCUGCUACUCACUGGCACGUCUCCAGGCUUAGACGCACAGUAGCGCGGAGCGAGCUAGCGCCAUGGCAGCGUCCGGGCCCGAGGCUCCCGGCCGCUUCGACGUGAUCGUGGUGGGCGCGGGCAUCAUGGGCAGCUGCGCGGCGUACGCGGUGUCCUCCCGCGGCGCGCGCGUGCUGCUCCUGGAGCGGUUCGACCUGCUACACCACCGCGGCUCGUCGCACGGCGAGUCCCGCACCAUCCGCGCCACCUACCCGCAGGCGCACUACCCGCCCAUGGUGCGCCUGGCGCGGCGCCUCUGGGACGACGCCCAGGCCGACGCCGGGUACCGCGUGCUCACGCCCACGCCGCACCUCGACCUGGGCCCGCGGGACGAGCCCGCGCUCCUCGCCGCCAUCAGGAACGGCGGCGCCGUCGAGGUGGUCGACGGCGCGGCAUGCCCGUGGGAAGGGGUGUUCAGGGUGCCCGACGGGUGGACGGCGGCGGCGAGCGAGAUCGGCGGGGUGCUGAAGGCGACCAAAGCGGUGGCCAUGUUCCAGGCGCUCGCCGUCAAGAAGGGCGCCGUCGUGAGGGACAGGACGGAGGUGGUCGACGUCACGAAGCGAGGAGAAGGAUCAAUCGUGGUGAAGGCAUCAAGUGGAGAGGAGUUCCAUGCCGCCAAGUGCAUCGUAACGGUCGGCGCCUGGACGAGCAAGCUAGUCAAGUCAGUAACCGGCAUGGACCUGCCGGUGCAGCCGGUGCAGCCGGUGCACACGCUCAUCUGCUACUGGAAGGCGAAGCCCGGCCGCGAGCGCGAGCUCACCACAGAGGCCGGCUUCCCGACGUUCGCCAGCUACGGCGACCCCUACAUCUACAGCACGCCGUCGAUGGAGUUCCCGGGCCUGAUCAAGAUCGCUAUGCACGGUGGCCCGCCGUGCGACCCGGACAGCAGGGACUGGUCCACGGGGAGCGCCGCGCUGGUGGAUCCCCUGGCGCGGUGGAUCGACGCCGUCAUGCCGGCGCACGUCGACACCGCCGGCGGGCCCGUCAUCCGGCAGUCGUGCAUGUACUCCAUGACCCCCGAUGAGGACUACGUGAUCGACUUCCUGGGCGGGGCGUUUGGGAAAGACGUCGUCGUCGGCGCAGGGUUCUCCGGCCACGGGUUCAAGAUGGGGCCGGCCGUUGGGAGGAUCCUGGCCGAGAUGGCCAUGGACGGGGAGGCGAGAACGGCGGCGGAGGCCGGUGUGGAGCUGGAGCACUUCAGGAUCGGCCGGUUUGUGGACAAUCCGAAGGGAAACCUCAAGGAUUCCGGAGAUCAAGGCCGAUGAACACCAUGCUCUACUUUGAGAUCAUAUCUUCAAUCAUCUUGAGAAUGAUCUUCUUCAUAUAAGCUCGCUCUUUCAUGAUGGUGUCAAAAUGUUUCAUAUGGCAAUUAGUUUGUUUAGAGUAAUCUAGUGAACAUUGCAUUGUGCAACUUUUCCUUCGUCCUUACGGGUUCUUGAGAUUUGUAAUAAUGAAGUGCAUAUGCUCUGCAUGUGUACCAAAAGCUGUCAGUUCAAUUUCAUUCAGUUGUAGAUG
Messenger RNA from Phragmites australis (common reed), 1569 nucleotides. Its product is annotated as probable sarcosine oxidase. Gene Ontology annotation, molecular function: flavin adenine dinucleotide binding; sarcosine oxidase activity. NCBI's taxonomy places the organism in Eukaryota, Viridiplantae, Streptophyta, Magnoliopsida, Poales, Poaceae. The coding region runs from base 78 to 1319 and encodes 413 amino acids. The transcript is spliced from 2 exons. The record is from RefSeq and is a predicted model, not a curated record.